Molecule: messenger RNA, 354 nt
Organism: Macrosiphum euphorbiae (potato aphid)
Lineage: Eukaryota; Metazoa; Arthropoda; Insecta; Hemiptera; Aphididae
Source: the annotation of a GenBank genome assembly
AUGGAAGACGUGAUAUCCUUGGUUGUUCAACAUUUAAUUGAAGAAGAAGAACGCGAUGAACAAAUUAUAAGUUUACUGUUCUUAAAAAACAGCAAAAGACAAAAAGUACAUGAUAUGUUUAUAUCCAGGCGAGAGGAAGGGGCGUUUCAAAACCUUAUUUCCAAACAUCUGAUUGAUGAUGAAACCAAAUUUCAUAACUAUUUUAGAUUAACCAAAUAUCAAUUUGAUUUUGUAUUAUCUGCUAUUGCAAAGGACGUAUUUAAAGCGCCUACAACCACGGUUAAAUGUCCAAUAACACCGAAGGAAAAACUAGCUGUGACAUUAAGGUUAGUAAUUAUCAAUAAAAUAUAUUGA